Neodiprion virginianus is the source of this 4604-nucleotide messenger RNA. RefSeq lists its product as uncharacterized. Lineage: Eukaryota; Metazoa; Arthropoda; Insecta; Hymenoptera; Diprionidae. Bases 1110 to 3764 code for a protein of 884 amino acids. The record is from RefSeq and is a predicted model, not a curated record. The transcript has 4 exons.
AUCGCGACGCGUGUUUCACCGAUAGCCGAGCCGUGAGUUUUGAGAAAAGAUCGCGGAAUAAGCGUGAUUUUUGUAGAAACGGAGGGGAAAAAAAAAAUAAAAAAAUUCAAGAAAGAAAAAAACAAUUUCGCAACAUCGCGGGUCGACGUCUGUUCAAUUCAUUUAUUUUUAAUUUCAACUUUCUUUUCAUUCUUCUUUCAAAUCUUUUCAUCUUUUCACCGUAAAAGCAUCGUCAUCGUCAUCGUCAUCGCUCGAUAUAAGCCUUAUCCUAUAUGCGAUAUAAUUUACACAGCAGUGCGAAAGGUUAUUUUGCCGAUCGGUAUAAAAAUCGCGAAUUGAAACACAGCCGCUGAUAUUGUUCGCCAUGUGUUCCGACGACGAUAAUCUGGAUUUAUUUAAUCGAUGUAUUUUAUCAAUUAACUGAUCAUCGAGGAAUGAGAGCGAGGAUAAAAAAAAGAAAGAAAAAUGUGAACAAAACCGAGGACUCGCAGGAUUUUCACGUAUCUGUAUAAUGAGAAGUUGCGCGUGUGGAUUUGAAUUGCCAUAACGAGUAAUGAAGAAAUGAAUCGAUAUUUUAUGGGAUUAAAUAUCAUACACAAUUAAUACCGAGAUGUGAUGAUAGUUUUGAAAAGAAAUGUGUGUGAAAAGUUACGUCGCUGAUUAAAAAAAAAAAAAAAAACGAAAACCGUCCGCUGAAAUUUUCUUUUUUUCAUCUUUUUUUUUUAAACUCGAAUAAAUCAUCCAAGUGUUUUAUUUGUAAUAAUCGAUUAACCAGCAAUUAAGCGAUGUGUGCGAUUUGAAAACCACGGCGUGAAGAUUUUCUUAUUUGAAUGUAAAAAAAAAAAAAAAAAAAAAGCCCGAAGGAAUCGAAUUUAAAAAUAAAAUGCUCGCAGUGAUUACUGAAAAAGUGCGGAAAGAGGUGGAGAGCUAUCGAACAAGUUCGACAGUUUGAGUGUCCGAGAUAUUUUGCAUACCUGUGGGCGCGUGUGUGCGUGUGUGUGUGAAAUAAAAAUCAAUCUAUCAAACACAAGUAUCAGCCGCAGUGUAGUGAGUGCGGGUGUAUUUCUCCUCCUUGUUCGGAAAAAUUUUUUUCAUCGUAAAUCGUAAAAAUGAUCAGUGAUGGAAGAAAAUCUCUCUGUGCCUGUAAUAAUGAUAAUAAUCGUGGAAUAAAGUGGUUUCGUCGAAUCGUCGCAUUCGCGGUUAUAUUGUCCGCGAUAAAUAAUCCAAAAAAUGCCAAUUGCCAAAACGCACCGCCUGUCGGAAUAUGCGCAAUUGACGGCUGCAACUGCACCGUAGUUGUGAAAAAAUGGAUUAACGUGAAGUGCGUUUUCAGCAGCGACAAGGAUGUGGAGCUGGUGGAAGGUUCGGUGCCGGAGGAAGCGAUCGAAGUGGAAAUAUCCCGGUGUCGAGAGCUGAAGAUACAAGCAGGUGCAUUUAUGGGAGGUGUUCAACUGCGUAGAGUGCACGUCUCGGGGGUUUACAACGUGGUAGCGAAGAGCCAGGCGUUCAAUAAUUUAAGCGCCCCGAACACUCUGUUCGAGGUAUCGGAGUGCGACACGGUACUGCUGGAGAGUCACGCGUUCAAGAACUCGCUGAAACCACUGAGUGUCUCUAUAGCUCGGUGCAAAACCGUAAAGAUAAAGCCAAACGUUUUUUUAUGGCUGCUGAAGAUCACCAUCAAGGAUGUCCUCGACUUGGAGCUGUCCACCAACGCCUUCAAGUUCGACACGCCUCAGCCAGGACGUCAUGGACCGGCGACCCAGAUAUUGUUCCAGAGUGUAAAAAUAGACGAGUUACCAACGAUGGCGUUUCCCUCGACAGUCAUGGAGGUGCGCAUGGACAAUCUCGAGACAUCGGUGAUUCGCAAGGACACGUUUAGCGCCAUGAAGAUACUGAAAGUGGCGAUAAGCAACGCUACUAUCGGGACAAUCGAGUCGGGUGCUUUUAACGGUCGAACUCUGAUCGACAAUCUAGAAUUCGUCGAUGUGAGCGUUGCGCAAAUAAAAACCGGUGCGCUUCUGGCACCAGUCACAAAUUUCACAAUUCAAUACUCAAGAGUGAAUGACAUGGAGACAGGUGCCAUAAACGUGGUCGCGGCAACGGUGACUCUGAACAACAACGAGUUUCAGGAAAUCGCGCACCGGGCGAUAUCGCUCAACCAAUGGAACCACAUAGCGAUCCACCAGAACCUAUUCCGGAGUAUUCAGAACGAAUCGAUAUCGGUGAAGAUGUCAGAGAACGUUAAAACGCAGACUGAGUUCCUGUUCACCGAGAACCACAUAGUGACAGCGGAACCUGGUUCUCUGAGGUUCGCGGCACAGACUCAGAGUCUUCGCCGAACGACGAUAAGCGGUAACUACUUUGCAGAGCCGUGCAGCUGCAAUCUUGAAAAAUGGAUGAAAAAUCUAGCCGGAACAAACGGUUCCGUGGUAGCGGUGAUGGCCUCGAGCUACUGCGAGAUAGACGAGGUUCUAGGUCGGUGCUUCAAGGUGCCGCAGGGCCGGCUGUUGAUGAGCAACUUCACGAGCAUAAUAUGCGCGGCGAGUGAGCACCACAUACACUGCAAGGACCCUGCUACGAAGCCUGAGCCUAGCGUAAGUCCGCCGAACGUCGGUCCGCACGGUUACCCAAAGCCGAAGGGUUACUUCGACGUUGAAAUGAGUGACCCCAAGCAGCUGGAACGAGAGAAACGGAUAAUAGUGAUGAUAUGCUCGGCAGCUGGUCUCUGCGUGAUGGCGGUGCUGGUGAUGUUCGGUCUGUUCUACGUCCGGCGGCGAGGCGUCUGUCCGAAGUUGACGUCGGGUCCUUUCUCCGGUCUGGCCUCGUGGAUGUCGCCGAGCAACGGAAUGGCCGCUGCAACAUCGGCGAGGUCGAUAUCUCGGAUGAGCGUUAACGAGUACGCGGGUCUGCGGCCGGAAGCUAGAGUCCUGGCCGUGGAAACGGCGCCUGAUGACCAAGCCGAGGACGCCUACGCAUACACGGAGAACAAGGCGACCCAAACACUGCCCGAAGAACUGACCGAGGAUUACCUCAGGGAGCUCAGGGAGCGACUCAACGAUCCGGAUGACUACAGCGAGGCCAGAGACAUGAUCGAGCACCUCUACGACCUGAUCAAGGUCGAGGAGAGUUGCAACAACAACAACAACGACAACCGCGAGACUCCGGCGGUCUACCACGACCUUGUAGUGAGACCCCGGGCUCGCGGCUCGGCCUUGAGGCCCUCGACGAGCGUCGGUACGCGAGUUCCGUCCCUGGACAAGCUUCUCCCGACCCCCGUGGGGCCUCGGUCCCAAAUCGUGGAGUACGCCGAGCCUCGAGACAGUAAAUUGAGCGACCAGAAUCACCUCUACGCCGAGCUUCUGGGCGACGAAACGGUACCCAGUACGAGCCGACUGUCCCAACCAGUUUUGGCUGGACUUGUCGGUCGGGCCCAGCAGCCUCUGCCGCCGGAAAUUGGUGGUACCGGAAACGAGGGGCAGAAGAACGGCUUCAGGGAUCCCGCCAAGAGCCAGACUCGACCUCUGAGCUUCCUCAAGGCCCUCGGCGAGAGCAUUCUCGGUACGUCGUCGAAGAGUCCUCAGAAAAGGCCCGCGGCUCCGUUGCUCUGCGAGUACGCCGAACCCUCGGACGCGGCGGCUCACCUUUACUCGGAACUCUCGGAGCCGAAUACUCACACGAACUCGAGGCCAUCUAGUAAAAUGGCCAACAGACCUUUGCCAACGAAGCCUGGUGAUACGGAGACAACACCGAUCACCAUUUCGUAAAACUUCCGUCAACCAUAAAUUAAUCUGUGAUAUACAUAUAUAUCGAUCGUUAUUAUUUAAUAUAUACGUAUCAUAACAAGAGGAAGACUUCAAUAUCAUUACUAUUAGCGUAUUACGUAUUUAUAGGUACAACGUAUCUCAUAUAUGUUCGACUAUCACUUAUCGUUAUUAUUAUUAAUAUUAUUAUUAUAUGAUUUUGCGUCUCUACUCAAGUUCUUUGAAAAUAUUCAUAGCUGAUCUGUAAAUAUUACGUUGCGUGUAUCACGGCUCGGUAAAUAGAUGAGUACGACUAAAAUUGUGGUCUCGUUUGGAUUGGUCGAAUUUCGAAAUUCGAAAAAAUAUACAGUGAGCAUGAACUUUACACGUGAAGAUGAAACAACGAGGUGUUAAAAAAUUGAUUUAUUUAAGGUUUAAGUUUGUAUGAGAAUUACUUUUUCCUUCGUAUGAUAUUGUAGACUGUAGGAAUAUUUGGGAAAAUUGUAAAGAAACCAACGAAUCGUGAUGGUUAUUAAAUGAUUGUUGAGAACGGCGGCAGCGUGUCGUAUUAUUCAAUUACCGGUCCGCGUGUCUCUGGUUAAAGUCACAUGUGAAGAGAUCGGACUCGUGCGUUUUAGAGUGUAUAGUAUUAUGCCGCACGUGCUUGCACGUGAGUUAUUUCGACGCUGGCUAGCUGAAAAUAUCACGAUUCACGGGUGAGACACGAUCGAGGGUAAGACGCGAAAUGCCCUCUGGAAGGAAGCGUAAAAUAUGCCUGAAUUUCGAAUACGUUGUUUACUUUUUUUCUUUUCAAAAAAAAAAAAAAAAAAAAAAAAGAAACUUGAUCGCAUUUUUAACAAGGAA